AUGCCCAAGGACAACGCGUGUUGGCCAUGUCGUAGACAGAAACUUGGCUGCGACAAAACGCGUCCGAAAUGCCAACGCUGCGCAAGAUGCAAUAGGGACUGCCAAUAUGGUCUUCAGUUGUCGUUUCCGAGGCACGAUGACAAGAGACGAGGCUGGCACCAUGCCGUUGUCCAGGGAGUACAACAGAUGCCCCCCGAGGGUCAGCUACACUUUAUCAACGUGUUAUUCUAUGACUUGAACAACCAUACACACAUGACGCGAGGCACUCGAUUAAACGCUCUCUCAAACUCGCUUGCACAAACAUGGGAGACAAUUUCAACGCCCAGAGCUAUGCCAUGGAAGCCGUUAGAGGCUAUUGGAGAGAAUGGUCUGAUUCAAUACUAUCAGGAUGUGAUUGGAUCUAUCGUCAGCACUGUCAGUCAAAACGACUGCUACAGUGUCCUAAUGAGGAUGGCAUUCUGUACCGAAUCGAGUGCGUCCGAGGCAGUAAGGCUAGCCAUCUGUGCACUCGCUUGUCUGCACAUGUGUGGUGGGAAACACGCCAGCGUUCUUCGUACCCAAGCCCGACAUCAUUUUCUGAUGAUCCAGAGUCAGCUUGAUGAUCCGCAGGAGUUGUUGCAAAGCAUCGUGGCGGCAAUGCUUCUUGGGCUGUAUGAGAUCUUCGAUCAGCCACACUCAGAUGCUCCAUAUUCCUGGGCCCUCGAUGUGUGCUAUGCUAAAAAGGCACUGGGGGCAAUGGAGAUUCCGACAAAUAGCCCUGUCACGAGUGACGAGUCUUUACUGCUCGACUGGGUAACAUACCAUGAUGUCAUGUCCAAGUUCAGCAUAACACACUAUGUUGAUAGACAGGAGGAUCAGGUUGAGUGCGCUAACAACAAGUGCUUGAGGCAAAAGCAAAUGAGCGCGUCAAGCAAGACAAAGAUUUCUGGCCCAGUCGGCUGCUCCAUUGAGCUCCUAUUGGUCAUCUCUCGAGUGUUCGAUGCUGCCUACGAGCAGGAGAUGGGCGCAGGACAGGUGUCCGACGAUAGAGUGGACAGUCUUGAGCACUCAAUCCUCAACGCACGACAAGUCCUCGAGGUUGAAUCAGUGAGCCACGACCGCGCGGUCGUGAUUGAGGAAGACGCCAUGAAGCACAUCGCAGAGCUCUUCCGGCUAGCAGGCCUCAUAUACCUGCACCGAGCAAUCAAGAAGAGUCCUCCAUGGCUACCACCGGUGUCUAUGUGGGUCAGCGAAGCAUAUGACCACUUGCGGAAGAUUACAGUUUGCGAUCGCAACUUUCCCCUCUUCAUCAUUGCCUGCGAAGCCCGCACUGAUGAGCAACGGAGUGAGAUCCUCCGUGUGCUCCGAAACAGCGAGGAGAAGUCCAAGGUCGGCAACACGUUACGCGUGCGCCAGUUUAUAGAGCGUGUUUGGGCACAGGAUGACUUGGACCAGGAGCAGAGAAUCAAGUAUACGAGCAAGAUCACGGCAAGCCUGAGUACAUGCAAUGCACUGCCAGCCAUGACCUGA
Molecule: messenger RNA, 1509 nt
Organism: Pseudovirgaria hyperparasitica
Lineage: Eukaryota; Fungi; Ascomycota; Dothideomycetes; Acrospermales; Acrospermaceae
Exons: 6
Coding region: 1-1509 (502 amino acids)
Biological process (GO): positive regulation of transcription by RNA polymerase II
Cellular component (GO): nucleus
Molecular function (GO): DNA-binding transcription factor activity, RNA polymerase II-specific; transcription cis-regulatory region binding; zinc ion binding
Source: RefSeq, a predicted model, not a curated record